This is a messenger RNA of Hypanus sabinus (Atlantic stingray), 7594 nucleotides long. RefSeq names its product inactive N-acetylated-alpha-linked acidic dipeptidase-like protein 2. The record is from RefSeq and is a predicted model, not a curated record. Lineage: Eukaryota; Metazoa; Chordata; Chondrichthyes; Myliobatiformes; Dasyatidae. Bases 418 to 2811 code for a protein of 797 amino acids. The transcript has 17 exons.
CUGCAAACAGACGGAUGCAGACUUGGAGUCUGCGCUGAGUGAACUGCUGCGCGUUUAUCACGACCGAGCCAAGCCAGGUGCUGGGCGUUGAGGUGUGGAACGGCAGGUUCCCGGGGGCGGGGGGUCUGCUGCUCCCGAUGCCGCUUCCCCGCCGCUCUCCUGAGAGCUCCAUCAUGCGAUGCAUUGCUCUGAAGAGCCUCAAUAAUCAUGGUUGAGACAGCUUCUGCAUCAAAGUUCUCACUAACAGAUUUCCACAAGGUUCUGCCGUCUUCAGCAGUCAAUAGUUUAGGAUGGGUGGAGUCUUUUCCGAUACAUUAGAGAGUCAAAUGUUAAUGAUGGAAAUAAUGUUAGCAUCACUGCACUGAAGAGAACAACAGAAGGAGUUAAAAGUGCAAAUAACUUAUUGGAAGUAGAGAAAUGGCUUACCGGAAAGUGGAUCAGAGAUUUGCAUUGCACACUCCGGAUCUGGAUACUGAGGAGCUUCCAGUCACUUCUCUGGAAUUAGAAUGGGACAUGGAAAAGGAACUGGAAGAAAGUGAAUUUGAAGGCUUUGAGCAAGAUGAUUCUAGGCAGCACCAUCUGGCAAACACCACUGGAAACAAUGAGCUUGACAUUGAAUUUGUGGAACCUUCAGCAUCGCCACGGGGAAGAUUCGAACGCUUAGAGGAAGAGUGUGAUUUUGCGGCACAAGCAAGAACAACACCAAAAACUCUGCAGAGCAGCUUUCCUCAGAAGGCAAAACUCCUUGUUGCAGGGAUUGCUAUAUUUAUUUGUGGUAUUCUAAUAGGUUACUAUGGAUGGAAAGGUACCUCAGAAAACAUUUUGGAAAAUAAUGUAACAUCGACAACACCACCUGAACCCUCAGCUGCAGCACCUGAUAAUAGUAAAAUCUCUCAGGAUGUCCUUCAAGAAAUCGAUGGGUACAGUAUCAGGAAAUUUUUUAGGAAUUUUACAUUACUUGCUGCUGAGUCAAGCGAAGGGGGACCUGUGACACAUAUAAUGCAGCAGUGGACUGCAUCUGGUUUAACAGAAAUCCGCUUAGUGAAUUAUACAGUUCUUCUCAGCUUGCCUGAUGCAGACCAAAACAAAAUCAUUUUGAUGAACAGCAGCCAGUGCUUUUAUCCCAGUGGCCAGCAGUGCAGUACUCUACGCUCAGCCCCACGUGGGACAAAGGAGAAGAAUGACCUUCUUUAUUCCUAUGCUGCAUAUUCUGCCAAAGGAUCUCUGGAGGCGGAGAUCAUAGAUGUACAGUAUGGAACAAUUGAUGAUUUGCUCCGACUUCAAUCAAAUACCAAUGUUACCAAAAAAAUUGCACUAAUUAAACUUGGACAGGCACCUUUACUAUACAAGCUGUCUUUGCUGUUGGAGGCUGGUUUUGGGGGAGCUUUGGUCUACAUCGAUCCCUGUGAUUUACCCCAAAGGGAGAAGAUUGGCAAUGAAACAUUUUGGCUUUCUCUAAACCCUGGAGGAGAUCCAUCUACUCCAGGAUAUCCCAGUGUUGGUGGAAGCUUCAGAGAGCAUCGCACAAAUCUCACAUCGUUGCUGGUCCAGCCAAUUGCUGCAUCUUUGGCAAAAUCACUUCUUUCUUCCAUUGAGGAGACAAACAGAAAUAGAUGUAUUCAUCUCACAAAUUCAAGUAAAGUCAGAAAAACUAUCAGGCUGGAAGUGGGCAAAGUCUCCGAAUAUAGGACGAUACAGAAUAUAAUUGGCUCCCUGAAAGGAUCCAUCAACCCAGAUAAAUAUGUUAUUGUUGGUAGUCACCAUGGCAGCAAAGAAGAAAUGUGGACCAGCAGCACUUCCACUAUUACUGAAAUAAUCAAAGCUAUAAUGUCCCAAGUUCAGAAGCGGCAAUGGCGACCAAACCGGAGCAUUUUAUUUUGUUCCUGGGGAGGAAGUACAUUUGGCAACAUUGGCUCAUAUGAGUGGGCAGAGGAGAUGGAACACAUUCUACAGAAUAAUGCAGUGGCUUAUAUCAACCUAUUCAAACCUGUUGUGGGAAAUGGAAGCCUGAACACUGUUGCAUCUCCUUCACUUCGGCAACUAGCAACUGAUGUUAUAAACAAGAUAUUUUCUUCAAAUUGCACAAGUCAAGAACAGUGUACAGGAAGAAAGGUCAACUCAAUUCAGGUGGAAGGAAACAGUGAUUUCUUCAUAAAUCAUCUUGGAGUGCCAACUGUUCAAUUUGCAUAUCAAGAGACAAGAGCAUCUUUGGGACCGAGAUUUCUGUCUGAAGCUCUUGUGGUUCAUGAUGCCUCAAUAGCAGAAGCUGUAGAUCCUUUCUUUAAUCUUCAUGAAACUGUUGCUAAGUUAACAGCGGAAAUGAUUCUGCGUAUAGCCAAUGAGCCAGUACUCCCUUUCAAUGUUUUGGAUGUAGCCCUGGAGGUUCAAGAACAACUGAAAGAUGGAAGUAUUGCUUCAGAUCAAAUGCUGACACUGGCCAGUGCCCUGAGAGAAACUGCACAACUUUUUCAAUCAGAUGAAAUGCGCCCAGCUAAUAAUCCAAAGGAGCAAGACCCUGCACAUCUGAGAAUGUUGAAUCAUGUGCUGCAAAACGUAGAGAAAAACUUCCUCGUCCAAUGGGCUCCUCCAGGAUAUUUUAGAAAUAUCCUGUACCACCUUGAUGAGUCAUCGAAUCAGUUUUCUAUCUUAGAAGAAGCUCUUAACCACUCAAGACUUCAGCAGUCAAACCAAACUCUAUCUUCAGUUCUGUCUGUUGUGAUGAACAGCAUUAGAUCUGCUCAGGUUUAUUUAAAAGCAGGUUUGGAUGUAUUUGAGAAUAUUCAAAAUCCAAAAAAACAAGCCAGUUUGUAGAAAUGUGCAAUGGUUAAAAGAGGGACGUUUUCCUCCUCAAAGAUACAUUCCUGAAAAAGGUGGUGUCCAAAUUUGCCAAAGGACUUGCAGUUACUUACAACAGGAAUUGAAAAUGGUGCCCAUUUCAAAUGAUAAAAGUACCAUAUGAUGGUGAUAUUCACUAACAAGUGGCAGUUAUUACAACCCAGCUGAGUCAGACUCAGCAUUUGCGGUCAUAGUUUAAUGAUAUAAUGGCAACAGAUAAUAUUAAUGUUGAAAUCAGGUCAUAGGAUGACUAGAUAUUUCCAGUCUUCAAAGGCUGUUAACUUCCAGGUUGUAAAGUUUUGUAUAAAGAGAUCUACAUUACUAGAAAUAAUUCAUUCAGUCCAUUUUUUAAAAAUGACCAUUGGAACCAAUGAAUGUUGUAUAAGUGCUUAAUUAUUUCAUUAUAAAAUACCUCAAAAUGGGCAAUUAAUGAAGUGACAAGGUCUUUUGAGAUUUUUCUUUGGUUAUAGAAUCAUAAUGUGCCUUCCAGAUUGAAGUGUAUGUUAUCAUGUGUAUGAAGAGUAUUAUUCAUUGCAACCUGUGGAAUAACGCCAUAAAGUGGCAUACGUUUGUAAAGUCAAUGUUUUGUAUAAAACAGAGGAACCACUUAUUUUUAACUCAACAAGAACAACAGGUAAAAACUAUAUUUUUUCAAAUUAAUCUGCAAAAGUACACUAUUGUGAUAAUAUCUGCUGUAGCUGAACCAUUAUAUUUUGACAAUUGAAUGAAUGUUGAGAAAAUGAAUAUUCACAACAUAUUUAAUUUUUUAUAUCAGAAAGUACAUACUCAACCUAGGUUGGAAACAACAAGAAGAUAUUUUUUUAUUCGAUAAUGCCCAGUUUUUAGAGUAUUUCUGUAACACUUCAGUAGUGAGUUGUGUUCAAAAAUAUUUCAUAGUUGCAGUGGUUGUCUUCUAUUUGUUAAGGUUGAAGUAUAUACAUUUCCUGUUGUGAAUACAUUGAAAGGUCACAAAAGCUCCAACUGAGAACUUGCAUAAGACAGAAAUGCCAUCCUGCCAAUCUGAUUUCCUACAGAACUGUGGAAAAAUAACUGCAAACAAGCUCUAACACGCAUGCCAAUGAUUUUAAUGUCCUCAUUAAAAACUCUCAUCAGGGCAACAUUGUGAGAUACGACUUUUGCAUUCAUCAUCAUCUUGAUUGCUGUUAUUAAGUGCUAAAGAGAGAUAUUGACAGUUACUGGUCUGAAAUUAUGAUUCUUUUAAUACUUCCUGAUGUCCAAAAGAAGUUAUGCAUCUCAUAAACGUUAUUGAAGAAUAAGUAGUCAUGUAAUGUUUGGAAAAUGAUAAAACCAUUAACUUCAAAAGGUAUGUUUUUCCUUAGAAUAACAUCUUGCGUAUUAGUAUAUGUUUCCACAUGGAAUGCUUAUAAGAAUGAAAUGACAAUUUAAUGUUCUCAAAAUCUCAUGUCAUUUCUGCUUAUAGUUUCAAUGUCCUAGGCUAUUAUCUACAUUUUAGGUUACAAAAUGUGAUGUAAAGGCAAGUGAGCAAAUCUGAUAUAAUACUGCAAUGAGAUAAUUAGCAAAUACUGCAAACAGAAUGCAAUGCAUGGCAUUAUUGCCUCUGGUACAUUAUUUUCUCACACAGAAAUAUGUGUGAGAAAAUAACGUGCUAUACAGAAAUAAUAGUGCACAUCCCUAACAUUGCAAAGAAAGAACUUGAUAAAGUUAUUGGAGAAUGAGAAUGAAUAAUUAUGUGGAACAAAUACAAUAAAAUUAAAUAUAGAAUAUCUACAUUACAAUACAGUACAGAGAGAAAACUAUCAAAAGAAAGUUUGUGCUGUAUAAUUUAACUUUACAAUAUUAUUUCCUGUCUAUUAAUAACAUAAGACAACUUUCCUCUGCAAUAGUUUAAUAUCUACUUUAACGUAUGUGUAAUAAAUGUAUUUGUUUAUUUUGAAAAAUUGGCUUUUAAGGAAAUAGGUAUUACUACAUUUGACAAAAACAUUCUGAUAAUAUGGACAAUCACAUAGAAAUCCUCAAUCUGACUUUAUAAAUUGGCAGAAUGCAAAUUGGGAAUGAGCAUGUGUUGCAGUUGUAUAUUAUAUGGUAAUCCAUGUUGCCAGUACUCAUUACAGGACUAAAAUUAUUGCACUAUAGUCUUAAGCCUCUUUUCUUCAAGAGUAAGGAAUUUACUAGAUUACAAUGUCUUCUUCCUAUAUCUGGGGAAUCCCAUUCUUUUAGGUACAAGAUAAAGAAGACGCAGUAGACAUUUUUCGCAUCCAGUCUUGCCACAGGAUUCCUUGGCUUCUUCUUCAAACAUAACUAAACCAUUGUUUUUCAUUAAUGCAGGGCCAGGAACAAAUUUUGCUAACUUCCCAUAUUAUUCCCAAAAAUUUGCGAAAUCAACCUUCUAAAACUAUUUAUCAGACAUGGCUUCAAGUAGAUCUCAGUAAAUAUCCUUACCUUUCACUACCCAGUAGGACUGGAGGUCUAUAUUUUUGAAUUUUUUACCGUUUCUCUCCACCCCACCCCACACCAUUUGGAUUAAGGAUAAUCUGUAGCGCACACAGGAAACCUGAUCUUACUUGUGUGUUAUUCCUUUAGGACAGGUAUCUUCAGGUGUCUCUUCCAAAAUCUGAUGGUAGAUCUUUGAUUGGUCAAAAAGGCUUGACGACGUAUGCAUGGAUAAUCACCUCUCCCCUAUCAAUUUUCUUAUGUUAGUAAUUCAGACAUCAGAAGACAUUUGUUCAUGUUUGAAUAUCGGAUUGCACUCCUGUUGAUGAAUGUGUAAUUUUUAUUACAAUCUGUAGUACAUCUAGAUCAACCCAGUGCUAAUUUGUUUCGAAUACAAGUUUUCUACAGCCAAAACUUCUUAUUUAACAAACAAGCCAUUCAUGUUUUAAGAGAAUCAGUGAUGAAUUUGCAACUAAUGAUUAGAAUAAAUUAUCAAAAAAAACAAAAUAAACAAAAAAGUGUAAGAGAAAACUGUAAAUUGCAAUUUGCAAAUAGUAUAGUGCAUUCUACUAUUUCUGUUAUUUUUCAACCAAUUCUUUUCAUUAAGAAACAAAUACAGUAUCAUUAAGUGAUCUUUCAAGUUAUUCACAACUAAAAAUUCUGAUUCAUAAGCUAUUUUAUCUGUUACUAAUAUAUAAAAUCAGUGAUGGUGUUUCCCUCAUCAUUUAAAUCAAAUGAAUGUCUAGAAGAUUUCCUGAAAGCUGUUGUAAGCAUUCAUAUAUCAAUGUCCAGAGACAUAAUUUCUGGUUGUUGAUUAUAUUUUCUCAAUUACAUGUGAAGAAAAUAAUUUCUCAAUAUUUAUUUUGAGGAUUGUACUAAAGUACUUAUGUCAGAAUUCUCUACCAAAAUGGAAUGAGGUGGUGAAAUUUUAAGAAGUAGAAAUAGGGAUGUUAUGAAAUCAUUAUUGAGUAAAAAUGAUCCAGCUCUUUUGUGAACAUCUGCUGAUGGUAAAACAAUUGCUCAUUUAUAAAUAGUAACUUUACCUGUGAUAAUAAAAUUAAAAACUAAAUUUAAUUACAGAAGUAACUAGAUAAAAGUAAUUAUCUAAAUGUGACAAAUUGUAUCACGGAUAUCAUGACAAAAUUGACUCAUUUCUAUAUUUAAUAUUUGAAUAUGGUCAAGUCCUGGUAAUACAUUUAUCAUAUAUAGGUAAACGGCUUGAUUUAUGAUAUGUGGAAAUACAUGGAUAUUUGUUUCUGACAGAAAUCUUUUGUGAGAGGUUACUCUAAAUCUAAUGGAAGACAAAAAAUGAAUCAAGGGGGGAUUAAAUUUAUAAGGCUAGAAACUCAACAGGUCUGGUAGAGAGAAACACAAUUUUCAAGCCUAAGACUUUCAUCAAAACUCGAAGAUUAAAAAAAAGUAAUGUUCAUCCUGCCAGAGAACAAAGGGGAACUUCUUCAAGGUUGACUUUCUCACAAGAACUGUUAGACAAUGCUUUAAACAUGUAGCAGGGCAGGUAGUGUCUGUGGAACAAGAAAUAGAGUAAACAUUUCAGAUAUCAGUUCUCUUUACACUAAUGCAGUCUGAUCACCAGUUUCUGUUUUAUUUCUUAUUACUUACAUCUGCAGUUUUUGUUUUUGUUCCCCAGACAAGGUCACUGAGACAAACCUUAUUACUGAACAUAAAAUGAGUUGCCUAAUAACCACUGAAGGGCAGCUUAGAUGAAAUAAAGGUCCAUGAACAAAUUAACGUAUAAGUAGAUGCAUCUAGUUUGGGGUGUGUGGUUGAAGGUAGAAUCCUCUAUUAAAUAGGACAGUAAUGACUGCCUGGUAAUAAUUUAAAUCUCCAUUGAGAUGUCAUUCGCCAGUAUGAUGAGAGGUCUUCUCUAAACAGAUUCACGUGGAGAAUCAAACAAAAUUCUGCAGUAAAUGUAUAAUAUAAUUUACAGGAGGUUAUUUGACUUGCAUUUGAUUUGUUUGAGAAGCUUGUUACAGUUCAUAUCUAUCCUGCUGCACAACAAAAUGUUCCAUUGUCAAUCUAUGUAUAUUUUUGAUUGAAGUAUUUCAUAAAAAUGGCUAUUCCACUUUCAACUGCAUAUUGCAAGACAAAUGGGUUUGAUUUUCCAAAUAAUUCUAAUGGGGAAGUGUUGUUAAAUGACCAAAAAACAUGACAAUAAUGCUCUUAGUUAAGCAAGGUUUGAUUGAUUGAAUGAAUCUUUAUAGAAAUCUGAAACAUUUUUAAAAUGUACAAUGUGGAUGCUUUCAGAGAAAUAUGUGGUUUAUAAAAACUAAAAUGUAUAACAAGGUACUAUGGGGUUUCUAUUGUUAAUUAAACUUUUUUUUCAAAA